Molecule: messenger RNA, 444 nt
Organism: Pongo pygmaeus (Bornean orangutan)
Lineage: Eukaryota; Metazoa; Chordata; Mammalia; Primates; Hominidae
Product: large ribosomal subunit protein uL16-like
Exons: 1
Coding region: 1-444 (147 amino acids)
Biological process (GO): translation
Cellular component (GO): ribosome
Molecular function (GO): structural constituent of ribosome
Source: RefSeq, a predicted model, not a curated record
AUGGCUGCAAACAGCAGCUUUCUUGGUGGUGUACAUGGCCUGUUUCUUGUAUGGGUUGCUCUAAGGGACCUUGGAAACAGGCCUUUCAAAUGUAUGUUCAUGUCUCUGACCUUGCACUAUCCCCGAAGUAGGCUCCAAACAGGCAUUCAAGGUGCCUUUGGAAAGCCCCAGGGCAUUGUGGCCAGGGUUCACAUUGGCCAAGUUAAGUCCAUCUGCACCAAGCUGCAGAACAAGGAGCAUGUGAUUGAGGCGCCAUGCAGGGCCAAGUUCAAGUUCCCUGGCCGCCAGAAGAUCCACAUCUCCAAGAAGUGGGGCUUUACCAAGUUCAAUGUGGAUGAAUGUGAAGACAUGGUGGCUGAGAAGCAGCUCAUCCCAGAUGGCUGCAGGGUCAAGUACAUCCCCAAUCAUGACCCUCUGGACAAGUGGCAGGUCCGGCACUGGUGA